AUGCCCAUAACCUGGACCCCAGAAGCAGACGCAAAGCUCCUCCUCGGCUUCGUCGACCAAUUCAAAGAUGCCAAUUUCAAGCCCGACUACAACAAAUUAGCCGCGCAUAUGGGUCCCGAUGUAACCGCCUGCGCAGUCCUUAACCACAUCAUUCGCCUCCGGCGGAUGGUUGCGAAAGAAGAUGGGCAUGCGGCCGCGAGUACUCCUGCUGCGUCGCCGAGCAAGUCGAAGUCUACUACGCCUAAGGGCAAAGCGAAAACGGGUGGGGUGGUGAAGUCGCCUAGCAAGGUUGCGAAGAGGGUGAUUAAGCGAGAGUGUGACAGUGAGGAUGAGGAGGAUGAUAAGAUGGCAGUGCAGGUGGUUAUCAAUGUGAAGAAAGAGGAGAAGGAUGAGAAGUAG
This is a messenger RNA of Aspergillus pseudonomiae, 399 nucleotides long. RefSeq lists its product as uncharacterized. NCBI's taxonomy places the organism in Eukaryota, Fungi, Ascomycota, Eurotiomycetes, Eurotiales, Aspergillaceae. The record is from RefSeq and is a predicted model, not a curated record. The coding region runs from base 1 to 399 and encodes 132 amino acids. The transcript has 3 exons.